This is a messenger RNA of Anopheles nili, 1497 nucleotides long. RefSeq names its product rab3 GTPase-activating protein catalytic subunit-like. The coding region runs from base 1 to 1497 and encodes 498 amino acids. Lineage: Eukaryota; Metazoa; Arthropoda; Insecta; Diptera; Culicidae. The transcript has a single exon. Gene Ontology annotation, biological process: positive regulation of GTPase activity. Gene Ontology annotation, molecular function: GTPase activator activity. The record is from RefSeq and is a predicted model, not a curated record.
AUGAUGAACGAGGAAGUCGACGAUACCGAGUUUUUCCAGCAGGACUUCACCACCGCGUCGGACUGGGAGUUGUUCAACGCGCGUCUCGAGGAGAUCUUUCACGAAUGGAAGCUAUCGUUCGGGCAGAGUGCAUUCCGGAAGUUACAGCACCACGAGUUAGCGACUUGCCGAUGGAACAAGGCACGGGAAACGAUCAAAUUCGCCGACGUUGAGCUGCACGUCGUGCACUACCGUGCGGUGUUGGAAGAGACCGAGCUAGAGGGUGCUGAAGCGCCUGAUUCCACUUCCGGGUGCCAAACGUUCGUGGAUUUAAUGGCGAUUGAAAAUGACUACUGUGUCGCGUACGGUCAGCGAGAUGGUGGAGAUGGCUACGUCGACGAGGAUCAAAAAGUACAUCCGCUUGCGCAGUGGUACGGCUUGCGGGAGUUCGUAAUCGUGUCACCGGCAAAGAAGUCGAUCGCGAACGAGAGCCAGAUCCGCAUCUUGAUGAGCUCGGUUCACAUUGCUGUCUCGGAGAGCAGCUGCGACGUUCCGGUGUUUGUGCAAGCCAUGGACAAAGUGCAGCACGUGUAUCUGGGCGUGUGUGAAUCCGGCGCCGUACGGAUGUCGUUCGAUAUCGUGCACUUGCACCUAACGCCACCGACCUGCAAGUACAUGUCAGGGCUGCUCGAGGUAUUCAAAGGCAAAAUAGGUGUACCGUACGUGGAUCCUGUGGCCGUGUCGGUUCGCUUUACCUACUCAUUGACGCGGUUUCUUUCGGGGAGCUUCUUAAGCGAUAAAAUCAUUCCCUUCGACGAGAACUUCCUGUACGACACCACCAGUGGCAGUGUCGUAUCGCUGCCGUUUGGUGUCGCGAUCGAUCCAGUUGCUGAGCUGAUCGUACACUGCACAUGGCCACAGGUCGCAGACAACGUGGUCGUUGACUCGCAAACUUAUUCCGACUUUGAUCCGCUCACGGCACCGCUCUGGAGUUUGCGAGCACAGUUCGAAGACACACCCGCCUGCUAUCUGGCCGACUGUCUGCAGGAAUACCUCCAAAUCGUCGACUCAUCGCGCGCUCUGACCGAGUACUUUAGUGAGCUUGCGUUUGGUGCGACAACUCCCAUCGCAGGUGCCAACCCGCUGGAUCUGCUCACGGAGUCGAAAAUUCCACGCAUCUCUUCCGUGUUGCCUGGCCGCAUGGGCACAGCCCAGAAGCCAUCCAAACUCGAAGGUCCACUGAGUGACGACCAGCUGAAGGACAUGCUGUACUACCUGUUCCCGGACGCGCAGCAAGAGCCACGCUGGCCAUAUCCACCGUCUGCGACCAAGCCAGCCGAGUUUGAUCCACAUCGGGUUAAGUCGGCCAAUCCGGACUCGCUGGUGCAUCGGCUGGCAGGACUACUUGCGCUUUGCAACGCGUACUUCGGUGGAAAGCGAGGCGUCGCGCAGCUAUGGGCCGAAUUUGCGCAGGAAAUGCGGUAUCGCGUCGAACGCUGCAUUCCAGUACCGGGGUAA